CCCCCCAAAUCCCUCGUUAACAUUCGAGAAGAUUAAAUCCAAUUCGAUCAUCUUGUUUGCUUGAUUGAGGUAGUUUGUACCGUAUUGCUAUCUACUUACCUCAGCAGAGAGCUCAACGAUGGACGGUGAAACCGGAAGUUGUCUCGGUUGGGCGGCGAGGGAUCCUUCUGGCGUUCUCUCCCCUCACAGAUUCAAUCGCAGGGUUGUCGGAGACGAUGAUGUUUCUCUUAGAAUAACACACUGCGGAGUUUGUUUUGCUGACUACAGUUGGACAAGAAAUAAAAUGGGGGACUCAAAUUAUCCCCUUGUUCCCGGGCAUGAGAUUGUUGGAAUUGUCACAGAGGUUGGUUCCAACAUCAAACGUUUCAAAAUUGGUGAUCACGUCGGUGUUGGUACAUACGUAAAUUCAUGUAGAGAUUGCCAAUAUUGCAACGAGAAACAAGAAGUUCAUUGCUCAAAAGGAUCAGUUUUUACUUUCAACGGAUUAGAUUCGGAUGGAACAAUCACAAAAGGGGGAUAUUCAAGUUACAUCGUAGUACAUGAGAGGUAUUGUUACAUUAUACCUAGUGGUUAUCCACUGGAAAAGGCUGCACCAUUACUGUGUGCAGGAAUUACAGUGUAUUCGCCUAUGAUACGUCAUAAUAUGAAUCAACCGGGUAAAUCUCUUGGUGUUAUUGGUCUUGGUGGCCUAGGUCAUAUGGCGGUAAAAUUUGGAAAAGCGUUUGGUUUAAAAGUUACUGUUUUUAGUACUAGCAAAUCCAAAAGAGAGGAAGCUUUGAAACUUCUCGGAGCAGAUAGAUUUGUUAUAUCAUCAGAUGCUCAGGAGAUGCAGUCUUUAGCAGGUACCCUUGACUUCAUUGUCGACACUGCUUCUGGUGAUCACCCUUUUGAUCCUUAUAUGUCACUCUUGAAAGUUUAUGGAGUUAUGGUGCUUGUGGGUUUUCCUAGUGAGAUCAAAAUGAGCCCUGCAAGUCUUAAUUUCGGUGCAAAAACUGUUUCAGGGAGCAUAACGGGCGGUACAAAAGAUACACAGGAAAUGCUAGAGUUUAGUGCAGCCAACAAGAUUUUUCCAGAGGUUGAAAUUAUUCCGAUUCAGUAUAUAAAUGAGGCACUUGAGAGAAUGAUCAAGAAGGACGUAAAGUAUCGGUUUGUGAUUGAUAUUGAGAACUCCCUCAAGUGAAAAUUUGAUAUUUCGAUCGAUGUCUACCUUGGAAAACAUACCAAUAAAUUAUCUAUCGAGUGAAUAACACUACAAUGGUAUUUGUUUUAAAUACUUAUGGAGUGAAAGAUCCUACAAUGGUAUACGAAAGAUACGUAAAACUUUCAAUGAAGUUUUUGUUUUGGAUACUA
Molecule: messenger RNA, 1350 nt
Organism: Asparagus officinalis (garden asparagus)
Lineage: Eukaryota; Viridiplantae; Streptophyta; Magnoliopsida; Asparagales; Asparagaceae
Product: probable cinnamyl alcohol dehydrogenase 1
Exons: 8
Coding region: 119-1180 (353 amino acids)
Molecular function (GO): oxidoreductase activity, acting on the CH-OH group of donors, NAD or NADP as acceptor; zinc ion binding
Source: RefSeq, a predicted model, not a curated record